AUGGUGAAGAAAGAGCAAAAGAUCCAAUUUGGAGCGGCCAAAGAAGUUUUUUCAUCCUCGCGCUCGUCCUCAUCUUCAUUGUUGAGUUCUAAAUCCUUAUACAAAAAGAAGUACAAGGGAGUUAGAAUGAGAAGCUGGGGAUCAUGGGUUACUGAGAUAAGGGCACCAAACCAAAAAACAAGAAUAUGGUUAGGGUCAUAUUCAACACCAGAGGCAGCUGCAAGGGCAUAUGAUGCAGCUCUUUUAUGCCUUAAGGGAACUUCAGCGAAUUUCAACUUCCCAAUAUCCAAAUCACAAAACCUCCACCCUAAUACCAUCAUGUCCCCUAAGUCCAUCCAAAGAGUGGCUGCCGCCGCAGCCGCCAACAGUGAUUUUCCUUCGCCUGGGCAUCCCGUCUCUUCCACAUCAUCAGCCUCAACACCACCACCAGCCAACCCAUCUACAACUUUAUCUUCUUCAUCACCUGCCUUUAGUCUAAUUGAAGAUGAUGCUAUCUCAUUAGCACCACCAUUGACAAGUGACUACACAAUACCCUAUGUUGCAGAUGAACCUAUGAUGGCCUCAUGGUACAACUUUGAUUCCCCCAAGUACACAGAUAUCCUCCUCAAUGGAGCAUUCUAUGAUCCAUUAAUCAUGGAAGAUCCUUGUGAAGAUAUUGAUAUUCCCUUAUGGAGCUUCUGCUGA
Fraxinus pennsylvanica is the source of this 684-nucleotide messenger RNA. Lineage: Eukaryota; Viridiplantae; Streptophyta; Magnoliopsida; Lamiales; Oleaceae. The record is from the annotation of a GenBank genome assembly.